Molecule: messenger RNA, 6365 nt
Organism: Hydractinia symbiolongicarpus
Lineage: Eukaryota; Metazoa; Cnidaria; Hydrozoa; Anthoathecata; Hydractiniidae
Product: nuclear pore complex protein Nup205-like
Exons: 34
Coding region: 70-6162 (2030 amino acids)
Biological process (GO): nuclear pore organization
Cellular component (GO): nuclear pore inner ring; nuclear pore
Molecular function (GO): structural constituent of nuclear pore
Source: RefSeq, a predicted model, not a curated record
CAGCAUCCUUGUUCCGCAAAGUAACGAUAUGGAUGGCGGUAAUGCACACUUGGAGCGAGAAAUUACAAAAUGGCGAACCUUGGAAGUGGUAUAUGGUCACCAUUUAAGGAAAUACUAGCAGUAGUUGAAAUUGCUGUCAUACAUAAAAGGUCGGAGAUAUAUGCCGAAUUAGAUGAGACAAUUACAAAGCACAAGCCAAUUUUUCUCGGUUUACUUAAAAAUUUGAGUAAGAAUGCAAGUCAUAGAGAACAGAUCAAAAAAGCUCAUAAAUAUGGUUUAACUUUGGAAGGUCAAAAAGGCACAAUCAAACUACAAGAAUCAUUGAUUCAAGAAAUACUUCUUAUAAGUGAUGCACUGGAACUGAAUGAAUUUUCUGUGCUAGAGUUGAUGCUAGAAGCAGAACAUCAAUUACCAAAUUUUCCAGGUUUUUCACAGCAACUUGUGGCUGCUUUACUUUACCAUGAUGGACGACGCUGUCUUCUGUCAGCGUUAAAACUUUUGUUGACGGCUAGGCCUGGUAUAACUUGGUCAACUGAACUUGAUGAUCGUAUUGUCGAAUUAAUUGAAAAACUUGUCAAUCAACUUCUUGACGAUGGUUUAGUUUCAAAGAUACUUCUGUUGCUUGAAGAGAUCAGUUUGCCAAAAGAACUAAAAAAGUUAGAAGAUGCAAGAUGCUUGCUGGAUGGCAAACACAAAAAGUUAAUCACAGAACUUAUUGAAGAACAACAACAGUUAUUAGCUGAUUGCCUCUUUGUAUUAUCUUGUCAGUACCCAUUGCAAAAGGAUGAAUGUAUAAAACUAUUAGAUUACUUGAAGUUAGUUGCACCUAACACAUCAGAUGGAAGUCUGGAUUUCGUUACCCUUCGUGUUUUUUUAGCUGUCAUAGCAAGUUUUAAUUGUAACAUAAUUGACAGUGCUGUUGAAAACAUAGAAGAUAGUCAGUAUCAACAACUACCUUAUUUCAAAGACAAAAAGUUCUUAAUAAAUGUCCAUCAGGUGAUAGUUCGGCCUGAUGUGCAACUGUGGCAAAUGCCUGGGCUAAAGUUUGUUAUUCAAUGGUGCUGGUCAGUUUUCCUCCGAAGUUGCUCAGCUCAUCCUGAACUUGUGGAUUAUUAUAGUGAUGUGAUUGAGGAAGACGAAAGUAGUCUUGACUCGGCUAUUGAUGGCGAUGCAUUAAAGUUUUUGCGAACAUGUGUCAUACAAUCUAAAAAAUUUCACGAAGAGGAAUACUUUCUCAAAAUCGUCCAUUCCUUCAUUACAUCAUUUAUUGUGAAAUUUCCACUUAAGAUGAAAGAGUUAAGAACAAGAGGUGAUGAGAAUGCUCAUAUUUUGCAAGCCCAUUUAAAUGAAGGCAUGGAGCCUCCACAAGGACUACGACAUGACUUUCAAGAGUUUAUGUCUUUGGUCAGUUCUUUAUAUGAUAAAGACCCAUUGGGGUUAGAACUAAAUAGUGAAUAUUGGAUUCCACCUGAACCUCUGGGUGGUAUCUUCUCUCCACAGCCACUUAGAAAAAAUCAGCAAAACACAGACCAGAGAAAGUUGAUGCUCAAUAAAUUUGUCCGUUUGGCUGGCGAUAUAUUGUUGCAGCCACUAUAUGUUCCAUAUAUCAGCAUGCUUACUUCUCUUUCAAACAAUGAGCAGUCUGCUUCUUAUUGUUUUCGACUUUUAUCGAACGGUUCAACAGAACGUGGUGGAGCAUGUUCUGUUUCUUGGGAUCAUUUCUUUGCAUCACUCAAACAAUAUUAUUUAAGUUUAAGACAAGUAACAGAUGCAUCAGACCAUCGAUCACAUGUUCAUACUCAUUAUGAAAUAUCACCUGAAGAACAAGCUGGUUUGGAAAGUGUUUUACGACUUAUAAAAGUCGUUACAGAAAAUAGUGAAAAUGUUCGUGUUGCUUUAUGUGAAAAUCAAAACUGGCUGCCAGUUGCAUCUUUACUUGGUUUGGUUUGUUGCCCCGUACCUCCUAGCCUAAAGGGUUUGUUACUGGAAACACUUGCUGCUUUCUCCAAAACACCUGAAAUUGCUGCAUCUUUAUGGCAAUCCUUAGAAGCCUCGCAGGUGCUUCAAACAACCACACCUUCAGGAUCAAAUGUAAAAUCAGGAAUUGCUGUGGAACUCCAAGAAAUUGAAUCACGCAAUGAAGUAUAUCCUGAAACAAGAGGUUUCUUAAAGUUGCUUGAUCAACUUACUGAAGUGGCUAUACCAACAACAUUAGGUGCUGGUCAUCGUGUUCCUGGAUUCCAUCCAUAUUUGAACUUUCUUAUAGAUAAUGUAUUUCUUACGUUUAAAACAAGGGCAUACCAAGAUCCGUCUGAAAAGUGGAAGAUUGCAUCUGAAGUUUUGUCAAUUUUUGUGAAACUUUUAAAAGCGUACGAACCCCAGCCAGAAGAUUUUAUGGAAAAACAGGUGGAGAUUCAGGGAGUUAAUUUUGGUAAGGCAGCAAAGCCAGCAGGAUUUCAACUUCUAUCUUUGCUGUUGAAUGAUACACCUAUGUUGCGUAUGAUUUUGGCAAUUGUUGAUGACGUUUUGGAACACCUUCAAACCAUAAUAACAACACAUGAAUUCAAAGAUAUCUUAGAGAGUGCGGCCUGUAAAUGCUUAGAUCUGCUUGUGUGUGUCUUCGAGAAGCAAGGAAUAUUUAUGGAGCAUGCUCGAUCAGUUGGCUCCUCCAUAAUUUUAUCACUAUUAGAUGAAUUGCUACUUUCUGUCAAUCCAAAGACUGGUAGACCAGAUUAUCUGUUUAUCUUAGGAAGGUACAUGACUAUCAAUAAUGUUAAACCUUCCUUAACGCUAAAUGUUGUUCGAAUGUUUAAGUAUGUGUGUGAAGAUUCCAAAGUACAGAAAGAAGUCAUUGAGAUUUUGACACAGGAUGAGGUUUCAUCUCGCGAAUUUCUGGUUGGUUUUUCAGAACAACUUGAAAACAUUGAACCUGAGGAUGAAGAAACAAACAGGGAAGCAUAUGAAAAACUUGAAGAUAAUGAUUCACCUCAAGAAAAAUGUGUGGAUCUGAUUCGGCAAAAUAUUGUUGGUCUUCUUAUAACUUCCCUUCAGCAUUCCACCCCAAAUAUGGCUCAGUUCAUGUUAGGCUUUGAAGUAAAACGUCCCAUUUCGAAAACUAACCUUCAAGACCCAGGUGUGGGUGGAUUUCCCAAGACAUGUUUGCAUUCUGUCAUAGACAUUCUCAAUCGAGGUUUAACAGAUAUGUCGUCAUCAAUGGGCGGGACAUUGACACCAAAGCUUUCUGAGUUGUUGUACCGCCUAAUAUAUAUGCUCUGUUCCAACACAGACACUGGUCCAGCUGUGAGACGAUAUUUACAUACUCAUUGUGGUUUCUUUACUACACAUUGCAAAGCAUUACCAUUUGUAUCUACAACAACAGAAGAAAAUACUGAUGAACUACAAUACAUUAGACUAAUAAACCAACAAACAUGGUUGUUGAAAGCUAUUGCAAUCGAACUUAGAGUAGUCGCUGCCAGUCGUAUGCGUUCUGGCUUGCAGCAAUUGCUAACUAUCUUAUACAGCGACGAAACAUCAAGAACAGCGCCAGUACAUCAAUUUAACACGGAGAAUGUUACAGGUGUAGAGUCUAGCUUUAGUAGGCAGACACUCUCGCAAACAAUGUUUCAAUCGUGUUUUUCUCUUGGUGCUGACAGCCACAAUUUGAUUUUAUCUUUACUGAAGUCAAUGUCAUUCACACAGAGAUACCCUCCCAACGUGGAAUUGAAUUUUUUUGACUAUAGUGCUAUUGAACAGCUUAUCAUAUCUUGUGAGGAGACAGAUGAGAUGGGUGUGGUGUUGUGUAACGUAAAGAAGUUAUUUCGAAUUCUAAUGAAUGAGAUGAGUAACUCGCAAUUGGCGGUUACUGCUGUGCAAAAGCAGCAAAUCUUCCAAGAAGUUAAGUCAGUUUUACGACAUGCUGUAGAUAGAAAUGUUGUUCGUGAGUCCUUUCACUCAAAGCAAAGUUCUUUUGAUGCAUGGAGACAAGUUGUUGAAGUGACAUUUGCUGUCUGUCCAGAAGAUGUCAUUCAAGUAGACAAGAAACAGUUUAUAUUGACCGAGUUGUUGCAUGCUCUUAUCCCAAUGAUUAACGAUGAAGAUAACUUGCCAGAAUUAACAUCAGCUAUGGGUGGUACAAUUUUGAGUUUGAUGGCCAACCUGUGGUUCACUGUCACUCAGAUGGAUAGUGUCUCGUCAGCAACCGACAAUGUAGGAAUAUCCCUGUCAUCACUAGCAUCGAUUUUUUCUGGUAUCAUUGAAGCAAUCGUAGCUUCUGGUGGUGGCCAACCUCGAGUGAGAGCCAACUUGUAUGGUGCAUUUUUAUAUUACAUUCAAAUUGGACAAACAUAUGCCUCGAUUACUACAGAAGGUAUUUCUGACAGUAUUUUUGGGUUGCAGUCGAAAGAAAACUGGGAAACAAAUGCUUUAGAAAUAUUAAACAAGUACGGCGAAGCAUUCUUAGAUGUCGUUGCCAAGGAUACGUGUCAAGGUCCUUGCAUAUCACGGAUGAUGGGUAUGAGUGUGUUGGAUGCUAUUGCAUCAUUGGAUUGGAAACACAAAUACCUCAUGAUGAUGUCAUCGCACGGUCAUUUACGUGUAUUGAUCGAUCAACUGCUAGAUGACGAUAUAGAACUGACCAGUGUUCUCUCGGUACAACCACAGAGCAUGAAGCCACUUUACCUGUUCGAAUCUAAGAUGGCGUUCUUAGCCAAAGUAGCUUCAACAGAUUAUGGUGCGCAAAUCCUUCUGCAAGUCGGUUUGAUAUCUCGGCUAACAGAGUGUCAAUUUUUGGACUUCCAUGUCAGUAAACCUGCCAUGCUGUCCAACGCGACACUACACUAUUCGCAAGUGUAUGAUCCUUUCCUGCCAAGUCUCCCAGAAAGAUAUUCAAAAAUAUUUUCAGCAUUUGCGAAGUUGAUACUGUCGUUUUUGUCUUCUGUGGGAGUGCAACAUCAAAUCGCUAUUGCGCAGAUCCAAACUCUGAUUAUGAGCCAUAAAGAUGUAAUCCAAGACAUCCUCCAAGAUAAUAUGGCUGUGCAUUCAAUAAAUUCUCUUAAACAAUUAUCUCUAACUAUCGCAAUUAUAUCCGUGUUGCCCAUAACUGAUCGCAAAGAUGAUGCUUUGGAGAUUUUAACUGAUGAUCAAAGACAAUGGAGAACCUUUAUGAAUAGAAUACAAAGACUAAUGUUGGCUUUAUUGAACAAAUAUUCGUCAUCCACGAUAGAAAAGCAAACAGAAGAAAUACUUGGUGACAACGCCCAUGAUGUAACAACGAAGUCAUCUCCUUUGAACGUCACCGCUUUGGAGACGCGAAAUACUCUGUUGCAAAUACGAACAAGAAUUUUGACAUUUUGCAAGAAUAUUAUCUCCUCACAAGGCCUAAGUGGACCAUACUUCAGAGCGUUAUUUGGACCUACGUUUUCGGAUGCAGGUGAACAUGAGACACGUUUAAUCACUGGAAAACCAGUUUCAACAAAGCAAUUAUCUUCACUUUCUGUUUUGGUGAGGGAGCUUAAAGAUUAUCCUGAAACCUUGAAGAAGUCUUCUCAACAUUUAAAAGUGUUGCAGCGAAAGAUUGAUUCUAUUUCAGACAUGAGUCACGAUGAAUUGAAAGAGAUUCUGUCUCAAGAAGAAGAUACAGAACGCUUGCCCUACCAACAACGUCACAUUGUCGUGAAAAGAAUUUUAAGGAAACUGCAAGAUUUGAGAGAAGCAGAAGCUAGCUUUAUUUCCUAUAUUGUGGAGCAUGUUAUCUACAUGUUAUGGCGACAUAUAGAUUACUAUUACAUUCAUUGCAUACCAACGGAAGAAUCCUUCUUGGAACCAGACCUCAGCAGAACUGGCUACACAUCUCGUGCAAGAAGACUUACUGACGGAAGCUUCACUUCUUUCAUGGGUAAUGUUUCCAAUACAUCGAAAUACGAGCGCACCUUGCACGGAAGAACAUUGGAAAGUGAAACUACUUUACAUGGAAGCAAACUAAAGAGCGGGACAAGUCAGGAAGAUAUCAAGGAGUUGAAAAUUGAAGCAGCUACAAUAUUGACAGAUUCAUUGUGGAAAAAAAUUCUGGAAAGCGACCAAAGCCACGGUAAAGGAAGAUCUCGGCUGUCCUUUUCCGCUGCUUUGGUGCGCCGUUUACAAGGACUUAUUAAACUCAACUCAUGACGUCACAAUUCUGUUUCGAAGUCUUCGAAAUUUAAAGAGCAAGAAUGUUUCUGAGUGUAUAAAAACCUAACUAACGAAGAAGAAAUUGGACUUCGGUUUUAUAUUCGUAUAUUGUGUAUUUUGCAGAACGGGAUAAAUUAUUCACACCUUUUCUCAAUUUUGUAGCAAAAAAGUGUAUAUUAAGCAAAUGCGAGAGUAUUGGA